AUGUCUGGACGCGGGAAGGGGAAGGGCAUGCGAUGGUCGGGGCAGGGUGGGGCAAAGCGGCAUCUUGUGAGGAUUCGUGGACCAGAUGAAGCGUUUCGGAGUAAGUUUAAGAAGGGAGCUAUCAAGCGGCUCGCUCGCCGUGCAGGGGUGGAGCGGGUGGGUGGAGUCGUCUAUGAGAGUGUUCGGGAGGUGAUGAAGAAGUUUAUGAGGAAGGUCAUCCGGGAUGCUAUCGUCUAUGCGCAUUAUGCCAACAGGAAGACGAUUACACUGAUUGAUGUGUUGCAUGCUCUGAAGCGACAGAGUCAGACGUUGUAUGGUUUCCAGUAG
This is a messenger RNA of Perkinsus marinus ATCC 50983, 327 nucleotides long. RefSeq names its product histone H4, putative. NCBI's taxonomy places the organism in Eukaryota, Perkinsozoa, Perkinsida, Perkinsidae. Gene Ontology annotation, molecular function: DNA binding; protein heterodimerization activity; structural constituent of chromatin. The record is from RefSeq and is a predicted model, not a curated record. Gene Ontology annotation, cellular component: nucleosome. The transcript has a single exon. Gene Ontology annotation, biological process: nucleosome assembly. The coding region runs from base 1 to 327 and encodes 108 amino acids.